Messenger RNA from Chara braunii, 3093 nucleotides. The record is from the annotation of a GenBank genome assembly. NCBI's taxonomy places the organism in Eukaryota, Viridiplantae, Streptophyta, Charophyceae, Charales, Characeae.
UCUCACCGAGCGUCCUCAUCGAGGGGCGGAUAUGGCGACAUCCUAGUCAUAGGUAGAGAGACGACUGACAUAGGGAACGCCCUACACCGAUUGUUGUCAACUGAGAGAGUAAAUAGAGUGAGUACAGAAGCAGAACGCGGAGAAAUUGGAGGACGAAAGAAGAGAACGAAGAGCAAGGAGAGAUGGAGAGUACACCAGGGCGUGAAGGAACGGGGAGGUCCCUCCCUCCUGCGCCACAUGAGGAAACAAACUUCAGGGAAGAUGAGGAUAGGAUAAGAAGCCUUCUACCCAUGUGCUUUGACGAUGGGGUAUACCCAACAGAGAUCGAUCCGGGGGAGAUGGUAGUGGACGGUAGGGAAGUUAGGUUUAAGUUAAAUACCUUACUGGAUGAAAUCAAGGUCAAGUGGCUGAAGGAGCGUACUGUCACAGUCAUCUACAAGGACCCUGCAAGAUUUCUACCGAAGAACAUUAAAGACGACCUAGUCCGCGCCUUCGAAGACGAGUGGGUUAUCGGCAACGAGUCCCUCCGGAGUAUUCAGAGGCAUGGGAGAAUCAAGAUUGAAAGGCCAGGAGUGACCUCUUAUGUGGCAAGAACGAGAGAGGUGGCAGAAUAUAUGGUGAGAGAAGGCCAAGUGGAGGUGACGCUGGGGGACACAACCUACAAGGUUAUUUUCAAACCCUGGAUGACCAGGGCAGAGUUUAGAGAAUUGAGAAGGCAAGAUGACGAGAGCACCUUCUGGGUCAUCGCCUUGCAGAUUCCGCUAGACGAUAUGCCAUUCAUUUAUGCACAAAUUGAGAAAGCGAUUGGAAAAAUUAUCCAAGCACAUCCAACCGAUGCUGAUCCAGAUAGGCCAGCUUUGGUCAAUGCCCGCUUCGACAUUGAUCCGGAAGCAAGGGCAAAUAUGAAGGACAUCAUUUGGGUGGCUACAUCCAAAGGGGACGUGCUGGAAAUUCGGUUGGGGACGACAGGAACUUUGAAGUGUAGCAAGUGCAAACAGUUUUUCCAUUCUGAACAGGACUGUCAGAGAGGAGCGAGAGGGAGGAAUCAGGGCACAAGCGCAGGAGCUACUGGUCAGAAUCAGCCUCAACAAACGGGGGAAGCCUCAUUGGCGAACGGAGCAACUCAAGGUCAACACUAUCAAGGCCCGCUAAGGUCGAGGCCACAGACACCCAGGCAACCGGAGGCUGCUAGCCAUGCAGCCAAUGUGAAAAACAAUCCUACCUUCUCUCCGCAAGGAGAGGGAGGACGAGGGGGUGGAGUUAGUCAUUGGAUCCCGUCGGGAGGACAUCCACUGAAUCCGUAUAUCCCAUACCAAAAUCUUGGGUAUGGGAUGGUGCAGCAAGGAUGGCAAGUCACGGGGAUGCCACAAGGAGGAUCGACCCCUAUGGAUUGGCUCAUGGCCAAUGGAGUAUCCCCGGUAUCGUGGGCUGGUUGGAAUGGAACUCAAGGUGGUCAAGGAGGGACAGGGCAAGCGGGACAAGGAUACCAGCCAAUUAUGGGGGAAGUAUCAAGCACUUCGGGGCAGGUGGCGGCUGGAGCUCAACGGGUGGGACACGGCAUGAGCACGUCACGCCUGUUUGGUGGAAUGAUGGGAGGCGAUGCAAGAGCGGGGGGAAGAGGGGAUCAACGUUCGGAGAGCACACCGGGCAGAGCAAGAACACGUGGAGCAGGUAAACAAAGACGACUCAGUAUGACUUCACAACAGGAUCUGGUGUCGGAGCCGUCAGGGGACUCUAUAAUUUCGAAGGAAGACUCAGAGAAAUCAGUCAACAACGAGGGUCGGCUCGUGACUCCAAGAAAGAAGACCACACGGGAUAGACGACUGACAACAACAAUCAAGUCUUUUGGUACGGAUAUGACACAGUAUCUGGUGUCGGACCUCACAAUUCUACCCGGAGUUAUCCCGGCAGCUUCAGCCGGUUUAGCUUACAGGAUCGCUGAGAAAUCGGUGGAUCCUCGGGAUAUUGUGGACGGGAUAACCCUCGAAGAACACGUGGCCAUCCGAGAAGAGGAAGCCCAGAUGGUGGCCACUGUGUUCUCGUGGCGGUCGGACAACUCUUUCAUCUCUUCCCCGCCGCCCCAGGACUCUAAGGCAGACGCCGGUUUCAAGAUUGUGUUGGAGAAAAGCGAAUUCUUCCUGUCCGAGAUCUCAUUCCUGGCCUACGUUGUAACCCGAGGAGGCUCGAGACUGGAUUCGAGGAAGGUAGAGGCUGUUCGAGAAGCAACCACACGCACGUCAUUGACGCAGGUUCGAGCCUUCCUGGGACUAGCCUCGUACUACCGACGGUUUAUCAAGGGCUUUGCGGCAAUCGCUCGGCCCCUGACGAACCUCCUCCGGAAGGACCAGCCGCUGAACUGGGACGCGGAGUGUGAGCGGGCCUUUUGCGCUUUGAAGGAGGCCCUGGCCUCAGCCCCUAUUUUAAUCCGACCUGAUCCUGAGCGCCAGUUCCUACUCAUUACUAACUGGCAGCCGGAGGCUAUCUCCGCUAUCCUAGCUCAGAAGGGGAAAGACGGGCGGGAGCACGUGGUCGAAUAUGCUUCGAAGACGGUGCCCGACGAAAGGAAGAAUGACUCGGCACCACAAGGAGAAUGCUACGCUGUCGUCUGGGGAAUCCAGCACUUCCACUCGUAUCUCUACGGGCAGAAGUUCCUCCUCAUAACGGAUCACGAGCCAUUGCUGGCCCUCAAGAAGCUGACGAACUACACGGGAAUGAUUGGGCGAUGGGCGGUGAGGUUGCAGGAGUAUGACUUUGACAUCGUCCAUAGAAAAACGGAAAGGCACGAAAACGCCGACGGAUUGACACGUCUGCACCGGCCAGGCAAGGUGCCACGCAACGAAGAGAUCACUCUGUGGAAGGAUCCGGAGCAGCCCAAGGGACCCGGGUACGGCCACGUGAAGGUUCUCCCUCGGCAGGUGAAGAAGUGAUAUGUGUCCUUAUGGAGGCCCAAAGAGAAGAAAACGCUGAGGGCCCUCUCUCUCCUUCUUCCUCUUCUCUAUUCUCCCUCCCCGAUCGUUUUUGUUUUCUGUGUGAGUCUAUCUUGCGCAUCCAUUUCGUUUCGGUUAGGCCGAAAAAUGAAGGGUACGUCGAGUG